Messenger RNA from Penicillium vulpinum, 1146 nucleotides. Its product is annotated as NAD(P)-dependent alcohol dehydrogenase. The transcript has 6 exons. Bases 1 to 1146 code for a protein of 381 amino acids. The record is from RefSeq and is a predicted model, not a curated record. Gene Ontology annotation, molecular function: zinc ion binding; oxidoreductase activity. NCBI's taxonomy places the organism in Eukaryota, Fungi, Ascomycota, Eurotiomycetes, Eurotiales, Aspergillaceae.
AUGGUGAUCGGAAAAGCGAUUGUUGCCCGGGAGCCGGUCCAUCCUCUAACCGUGAAUUGGUCAUUGGAGGAAGUGGAUGUCAAUUCACCAGGUGAAGGCGAGAUCCUCGUCGAAAUGCGCGCUUCGGGAAUAUGUCACACCGAUAUUGUUCUGACUUCAGUGCCCAAUGGGGAACUUGGUAUCACAUAUCCAAAGGUGGCGGGACAUGAAGGAGCCGGGAUUGUUCGCGGUGUCGGCAAAAAUGUUCAUACUGUUGAAAUUGGCGACCCAGUUCUUCUCUCUUUCUAUUCGUGCUCAUCGUGUCAACAAUGCGCGGACUCCCAUCCUGCGUACUGCAAGGACUUCGCGCCGGGAAAUUAUUCCGGCCACCCUAAUCGGAUGUCAGUACAUGGGAGUGGCGAAGAACUAUGGGCGAGGUUUUUUGGCCAGUCCAGUUUUGCCCAGUAUAGCAUCGUUAGCGAAGCAAGCGUUCUCAAUGCCAAGAUCCUCCUGGAAAACGACAACGAGCUCCAACUUUUCUCCCCACUAGGCUGCGGAUUUCAGACGGGAAUGGGUGCCAUCGAAAACACAACUAACGCAGGUCCGGCCGAUACAGUAUUGAUCCUAGGAUUGGGGGCUGUUGGAAUGGGGGCUAUUAUGACUGCAAAGAUACGCAAUUGCAAAGCCAUCAUCGCCGUGGACCGGGUCAAGGGGCGUCUUGAACUGGCCAAAUCUCUUGGAGCGACACAUAAUUUGGAUACCAGUAGUCCAGAUUUUACUACACUAGAUGAUGCGGUCAGGAAAUUGCUACCCAACGGAGUCUCCAUUGUGAUCGAAACGACAGGGGUGCCUUUUCUAAUCGAGCAAGGACUCCAAUCUACACACCAGCGAGGCAAGAUAGUACUUAUUGGGGUCCCCCCGCUAGCAUAUCGCUUGAGCUUUGACGUGACAGAGCAGAUAAAUACGGGCCGAUCGAUUUUGGGAUGUAUAGAAGGGGAUUGUGUCCCCCAAAUUGCUAUCCCACAAAUGAUCAAAUGGUACCGGGAAGGUCGCUUUCCUGUCGAUAAACUGAUCAAGUUUUUCAAUGCUACAGAUUACCAACAGGGGCUGAAUGGCAUGAAAGAUGGAACCGUGAUUAAACCGGUUCUGUUGUGGACGGGACAGUAG